UCACGACACACCAUUCGUCCUCUUUCCUUCUACUGAAGAAGCAAUGGCGGUCUCAGCUUCUCUAACCAUGGCGAGACUCUUAUCGUCUCCCAUAGCCACGUCUCUCUCAGCCACAGCCCGUCUUGCACCCAAGACCCUCUCUUCAAAUUUCUUCUUCGCAGCUCCUCUCCGCCUCAGGCUCCGCCACCCACCUCUCAGGUCCGCCACCACUUCCGCAACCAAAAACUCCAUCUCCGCCACUAUUUCCGUCGGCGACAAACUCCCCGAUUCCACCUUCUCCUACUUCGACUCCGCCGGAGAACUCCAAACCGUCACAGUCUCAGACCUCACCAAGGGCAAGAAAGCAGUCUUGUUCGCAGUUCCCGGAGCUUUCACACCGACUUGUUCUCAGAAACACCUUCCUGGGUUCGUUGAGAAGUCCGGUGAAUUGAAGGCCAAGGGGGUUGAUACCAUUGCUUGCAUUUCGGUGAAUGACGCCUUUGUGAUGAAAGCUUGGAAGGAGAAUUUGAAGAUUGAGGAUGAAGUCAUGUUGCUCUCGGAUGGGAAUGGAGAUUUCACGAGGGCUAUUGGGGUUGAGCUUGACUUGAGUGAUAAGCCCAUUGGGUUGGGAGUACGGUCGAGGAGGUAUGCUAUUCUUGCGGAAGAUGGGGUUGUUAAGGUUUUGAAUUUGGAGGAGGGCGGUGCAUUUACGACGAGCAGCGCUGAAGAUAUGCUGAAGGCUCUCUGAUUUGGUCAGGUUGUGUUCCUUUAGUAGUUUCUUUGCUUUUUUCCUUAUCUCUUUCCCCCUUUAAGUGUUCUGUACGUUGGGUAUUCUCUAUUAUCCGAGUCAAAUUUGAAUGGCCCUUGAAUUGAGUUCCGAUGCCAUUCUCUUCAAUGUCGGGCUUUCUUCUUGUUUCUGUUAAACCUUUGGUUUCUGAAUUCAUUUCAGGAAAUGUCUUG
Molecule: messenger RNA, 939 nt
Organism: Telopea speciosissima
Lineage: Eukaryota; Viridiplantae; Streptophyta; Magnoliopsida; Proteales; Proteaceae
Product: peroxiredoxin-2E-2, chloroplastic-like
Exons: 1
Coding region: 44-727 (227 amino acids)
Biological process (GO): hydrogen peroxide catabolic process; cellular response to oxidative stress; cell redox homeostasis
Cellular component (GO): cytoplasm
Molecular function (GO): thioredoxin peroxidase activity
Source: RefSeq, a predicted model, not a curated record